GUAUAGUUUGACCGGUUAAGUAAUUUACACCAUCAUUUUUGGCGCCGACCGUGGGACCGUUAAGGUUUCUUCUCCUAAACACAAACCUACCCACAAAAACACCACUCAAAAUGUCUUCAACCCAACAAAUCAACGCUACUUCCACUCAGGUGCAAGCCACCAAUGAGGGUACCAGCAUCCCUGUGGCAGCUACCAUACCGGUCAUUUCAGCCCCGGUGUUGCCUUUGGGUCUGAGCUCUGUCCCAACGCCUAGCGUGAUCAGCCCAUUCACGACCCCCGUCCCUUCCGCUGGACCGAGGGUCACGUUCCCACCAAGCAUGACUCAGUUCAUGAAUGACCCAGCCAACCUACAAGCCAUCCAGGGCUUUGGCCAGGUCAUGGCCAUGUGCCAACAGAAUGGGGGGAUGCCUUUUCUCCCUGGUAUGUUCCUGUUUGCUCUUCCAUGCGCGGGAACCAUGCCCCUACAAGCUCCAAUGGCGGUGACGCCAUUCCAGACACCGGUGCCGCAGCCAUCACCUUUCCAGCCCCAGCUGGUCAGCACCAUGGCCCCUGUCAACUUGACUGGCGCGCUUAACGCUGCAGGGUCGUCGCGUCCCCCGCAAGGUAUGAAUCCGCAAGUCACCGCUGAUGGUCAUUGCGUCUCAAUUGAGAGUGAUGACGGCGAGUGGGACAUUCCAAGGGCCCACAAGAAGAAGAAAGGAAAAAACAUCCGGCCAGCGACCUCCCGAAACUCCGCCUUUGAAAGGCUGGGGGAUAGGGAGGAAGGCCAGAGGAAGUCAGCCAAGCAAAGGCUGGGGCAGAGCGUUGCCCAUGUCAGUGCGUUCGCCCAGCUAGGCGAGGUGCGGGAGGCCGAGCCUGCCCGCACCCGGCGCUCCCGGUCUAACCGGCAGGAGCCAGCGAGGACGAGGGCCUCUCGUCAGGAAGAGGAAGCAGAGAGCCAGCCCAGGUUACCGGUGGCAAACCGGUUGACCGUCCCAAAUGACCGCGUCCAACAGAUGGAGGCAAAACUAGAGAGGCUGGAAAAGAAGGUCGGAGAGAAGAAUGACCGGGACAAACCCCUGGCGGGGUUCCCGUUCACCAUAAGGGUCCAUCUGACACCUUUCCCGCGAAAGGUCAAGAUCGACGCCCCUAGAUUCACCGGGAAGGAAGAUCCAGAAAUCCAUCUGGACUCCUUCAACCAGAGUGCAACCAUGAACGGUUGCACCGAUGAAGAAAAGUGCCUUCUUUUCUUCCAGACCUUGCGGAACCGAGCCACUGAAUGGUUCAAUAAGCUUCGCCCAGGAAGCAUUGAUUCAUUCAGUGAUUUGGCCUCAAAGUUCAAGGCCAAGUUCCAGGAGAAUUGUACUAAGAGGAAGAAAUUCACCUAUCUUAGUACAGCCGGGCAGAGGGAGUCUGAGAACCUUACUCAGUUCCUUACCCGGUGGAAGGAAGAGGUAGACAAGGUGGAAAAAAUGGAUGACAAAACCGUCUUAUCCCUCCUCUUGAAUGGCUUGCGUGCUGGGGAACUAUACAAGGAGUUCUGCCGGAAACCCCCGGCCACGUACCAAGAGGCCUACCAUACUGCAUGGGAGUUUGCUGAGGCUGAAACUCAACUUCGGGCGAAGAAGGAAGCCGAGCAUGGUUACAAGCCCAAACCGGUUCAAGUCAAGAAGGAAGAAGCACCGGGACCUAGCCGGCCGAGGCACCACUAUGACCCGGUCAUCCGAAUGGUCAAUACGGAAGAAUGCCAAGAAAUCCGGAAAGCACCGAUGAUCGACAGUGGAGAGCUGGGCAAGGAUUACUUGCAGAAAGCCCAAGAGAAGAGUCAUCAAUGGGUUAGGCCAGCUGCCCCGGGAGAUGACCGGGACAACGACCGGCGGAGGAAUAACCGGCCAAGGGAGCGGCAACCUGCUCCCGAAAAAGAGCACAUCGGCAUGAUCUUCGGCGGACCUGAGGGUGGAGAUUCAGCCGCGCAGCGGAAGAACUGGGUCCGGAGCAUUUACGUUGGUGAAGUAAGUGCUGAACCGGCCAGACGUAAACAUACUAGGAGGGAGCCGAUCGUCUUUACUGACCGGGAUCUCCCUCCUACCGGUGAAGAUCACAAUGAUCCAUUGGUCAUCACCAUGGACAUUAAUGUGGUGGAUGUCGCCCGGGUACUUGUUGACAACGGCAGCAGUGUCAACAUCUUAUACCUGGAGACUUUCCAAAAACUCAGGUUGUGUCGGACACAACUUGAACCCCUCAAAACCCCUCUCUCAGGCUUCACGGGAGAUACGGUAGAAGCCGAAGGAUCCAUAGUUCUACUGGUCGAACUAGGAUCAGGCCAGGCAUCAAUAAGGUCGGGGCGGUGAUUUCCAUGCCCCACCUGUGCAUGAAGUUCCACACUCCAGGUGGUGUGGGUGAAGUGAAAGGCGACCAGAAGAAUGCUCGGGAGUGCUAUGCCC
Cuscuta campestris is the source of this 2423-nucleotide messenger RNA. NCBI's taxonomy places the organism in Eukaryota, Viridiplantae, Streptophyta, Magnoliopsida, Solanales, Convolvulaceae. The record is from the annotation of a GenBank genome assembly.